AUGACUACGGCUGCACGAUUGAGUGCUACACGUUCUUUCGCCUUGCCAUCGGUGACAGGACGUUCCAUGUUGAUGCAGCGUUACUCGACCGAGACCAACGAUGAGGUCGCCAGCCUUUCCGAAGGCGAACGCUUGAUUUAUAAUAAAUUGACCGAUUCCCUCGAACCUCACCGUCUCCGAGUGAUGGAUGUUUCAGGGGGCUGCGGAUCAAUGUACGCAAUUGAUAUUGCUUCCAAGCAAUUUGAAGGUGUUUCUAUUGUCAAACAGCAUCGCAUGGUGAAUGCCGUGCUGAAGGAUGAAAUCAAGGGCAUGCACGGCUUGCAGCUUCGAACCUCGUCAAAAUAA
Messenger RNA from Radiomyces spectabilis, 345 nucleotides. RefSeq names its product bola protein. Lineage: Eukaryota; Fungi; Mucoromycota; Mucoromycetes; Mucorales; Radiomycetaceae. The record is from RefSeq and is a predicted model, not a curated record. The coding region runs from base 1 to 345 and encodes 114 amino acids. The transcript is spliced from 3 exons.